AUGAAAAAAAUUUACCAGGAAAUACAUAUAUUUUCAUCCAUCAGUGCCUUUUGUUUUUCAACUGCAGAGGCAAAAAGUGUGUGGAUAUAUUUGACUUUAUUAGCAACCUAUAGUUUUAACAGAUUCAUCCAAAACUAUAAUUAUGAUUUAUAUUUGUCUAUUUUCAGUCCAUUGGGUCAUUGUUCUAUCUAUAAUGGUACAAUCUGUAAGGAUGUGCUUGGUUCUAGAUAUGUCUUCCACAAUAUAACAUACACUAAUACAACAACCAGUAUUAAUGAAGGCAUUGUCCGAAGAUUGUUACAAGAAAUGAGGGAACAGGCUUUAUUUAAAUCCAUGUGUAAAGAAGAAACAGCCAAAAAGUUAAUGUGUCACUAUGCAUUUCCAGACUGUGAAAGAAAUACUCCAAACCAGUUACAAAUUUGCAAAGAAAGUUGCCUUGCUGUGAAAGAUUUAUUCUGUUACAAAGAGUGGAAUCUAAUCCUAGAGAAUAAAAAAAAUGGUGUUUACUUUCGCAACCGAGCCCAUUUUCGAUUACCAGAAUGCAAUGACUUGUCAUCAAUGUGGGAUAAUACCACCAGGUGUAUUGCUGCCAACUUGUUUGAACGAAAGAUUUCAGAAGUCUCCAGUGAUUGUUAUAAGGGCAAAGGACAAUGGUAUAAUGGUACUGUUAAUGUCACUAUGUACGGUCUACCAUGUCAAAGAUGGGAAGACCAAUCACCUCAGAAACAUGACCGUCCCCCUAGUGUAUUUUUAGAUCUUCUGAAUUCUGAGAAUUAUUGUCGUAAUCCUGGUCAAGAAGAAGAUCAACCUUGGUGUUAUACUGUCGAUGAAUCUAAACAUCAACGCUGGAAUUUCUGUGAUAUUCCAAAAUGUGAAAUGCCAUUAACAACAGUGCAAACAGAAUUAGAUAGUGAAAAUACAGAACCAGACAAAUUAAAAACAAUCAUUAUAAUAUUCAUUGUAUCAGCUGUAGCAAUAUUCAUUGUCACAUUAAUAGCUGUGAUCAGUUAUAAACUCAUAUGUGUUCAAAACAAGCUGAAAUUCAAAUAUAACUCAACACCACAAGAAGAUUUGGAAAUCAAUGUUGAAAAACUACCUCCUAAUUCAUUAUACCAUAGAAUCAAAGAUAAACCAAAGUUAAACCCUAAAUUAGAAGGACUAGAAUUUCCACGCAAUGAUGUGGUGUAUAUACGUGAUCUGGGACAAGGUGCCUUCGGUCGUGUUUUUAAAGCAAAAGCUCCUGAAUUAGUAAAAGGAGAAACAUUUACUUUUAUAGCUGUUAAAAUGUUAAAGGAAGAUGCUUCAGAAGACUUACAAGCUGAUUUUGAACGUGAAGCUUCCUUAUUGGUUGAAUUUAAUCAUCCAAACAUUGUGAAAUUAUUGGGUGUAUGUGCAGUAGGAAAACCGAUGUGUUUAUUAUUUGAGUAUAUGAGUAAAGGGGAUCUAAAUGAAUUCCUGCGUAUUUGUAGUCCUGAUCAUUUUAUCAUUAAUCCUCGUAGUCAUGACAUAUAUUCUUAUGAAUAUUCAUCUUUAGACUCUGUUAACCAGUUGAAUAUUGCUAAACAAAUUGCCAGUGGUAUGGUAUAUUUAUCUGAGAAAGGAUUUGUGCAUCGCGAUCUGGCCUCCAGAAACUGUCUUGUGGGUGAAGAUUUAAAAGUAAAAAUAUCCGACUUCGGUCUAGCAAGGACAGUUCACAGCAUAGAAUAUUAUCGUGGCAGUGAAAAUGAUGCAAUACCUAUCAGGUGGAUGCCUCCAGAGGCAAUCUUGUACAAUAAAUUUUCAGUUAAAUCAGACGUAUGGUCAUUUGGUGUAGUUCUGUGGGAAAUUUUUUCAUUUGCUAUCCAGCCUUACUAUGGAAUGACACAUGAGGAAGUGGUGAAGUUUGUGAAAGAGGGUAAAGUGUUGGGUUGUCCUGAAAACACUCCUCAACCUGUGUAUGAACUGAUGAAUUUCUGUUGGAUACGUAAACCAACUGAAAGACCAACAUUCCGCAAAUUACACAAAGCAAUUAGUUCUAUGUAUGAAGAAUAUUAUAAACAAAAACAAAUUGCCGAGGAUAUAUAAGAGAGGGUAUAAUGUAUUAAGCUAGUGACCAAUUCAACAUUGUGGUGUUGAUGAAUAGUAUGCUUCCAGUCAAACUUCCAGACCAAAAACUCACGUUCAUGGGAAUAAUUGUGUAUUUGGAUCAUUGAAUUCCUAAUGUAUUACAUGUAUCUUUAUUGUGAACUUAACAUUAUAUCAAGUAUGAGCAGUUAUGCUGUGUUGAAAUGACAUUUUGUAUUGUGUCUUAAUUUUCGUUCUGGAUCAGUGAGCUUGUUUCGAACUGCUAGCACCACAGGCUGACUUUAAAUCCAGUAUAUUUAUAUCAGUCAAUCUCUCCACAACAAAAACAAUCAAAGUUUUUCUUUCCAUAUGUAACAAAGUCACAAUCUUCACAAUAGCACAAAGGUAAAAGAAAAUUAGAAUUGAUUAAAUCAAAAAUGAUAAUAAUUUUAAAUUUCAUUGAUCAACUUAUGCCAUUACAAUGCAAUUUCCAGGAUGGUUGAUGGAUUGGAAUACUGUAGAUAGACCUACUUAAAAUGUGGCCACAAAAUCUGUUACCACUUGCAAUUCUAAAGUUUAUUAAUGGUAAUUUGCAUGUAGUAACCAUGAAACAGAAAGGUAGAUGACUUGCUUCGAUUUUGAUUGAUUAAAUGUAUCUUAAAUUUUUUAUGUGUAUCUGGGACAUUAAUAGAAUCUAUUUGCUCCAUUCCAAUUUUCGAUCAGACGUCUGUGAUUCCUGUAGUUCCAACAAAACUAAGUGUGUGAUGAGGUAAUUUGUUUUAUCAUAUAAGGACUGUUGCCAUUAGUGACUUCAUUAAACACUUAGUUUUACUCAAAGUUUUAGUGGAAUUGCAUGAACCACAGGCGUCCAGUUGAAAAUUGGAAUGGUGCAAUUUGAUGCUCUAAUACACAAAUAAAAAAAUUUGAAAACCUCUAUACAAUCACUUUGAUGUAAAUUUUUAAAGCAACUCCUCUGAAAUGAAUGAUAAAAAUGUGUUUUGCUGAGUUGAAGAUGGAACAGAAAAAGUAAUAGUCAAGCCUUUAUAAAGAAAUUGCAAAAUAGUAAUAAGUUAUAAAAGAUUUAGGCUAGAAGAAUGAACGAUUUAAAGGGACCAAGCUUUAUAUCAGGUUUAUGUUUAUGUUUGGGUCACUGUUAAGAUCUGAAAAAUCCUGUAAUCUGUUAUCCAUAAAUCAUUUACAUUUCCAUAUUUUCACUAAUUAAUACUAUAUCACAUAGCCAAUCUUUAUUCUUUAUCAAGGCAAAAUAUAUCUUAUCAAGUAGAUAUAGGUUUUUCUAAAUUGCAAGAAAGAUUAAUGCUGAGCAUGAUACACCAAUCAUAUUUUGUGACUUUGCCAAUACAUGUACUAGAAAUAAAUGUUAUUUUCACUUUUGUCUCAAAAUUUUGUCACAUAACAGAGAUUUGUUACCUGUUUGUUAUUUGUUUGAGAUAAUAAAACAAGAGCCUUGCUAUAU
Messenger RNA from Lottia gigantea (owl limpet), 3517 nucleotides. RefSeq lists its product as hypothetical. Gene Ontology annotation, molecular function: ATP binding; protein binding; transmembrane receptor protein tyrosine kinase activity. NCBI's taxonomy places the organism in Eukaryota, Metazoa, Mollusca, Gastropoda, Lottiidae. The record is from RefSeq and is a predicted model, not a curated record. The coding region runs from base 1 to 2064 and encodes 687 amino acids. Gene Ontology annotation, biological process: multicellular organism development; protein phosphorylation; positive regulation of kinase activity. The transcript is spliced from 4 exons. Gene Ontology annotation, cellular component: signaling receptor complex.